Micropterus salmoides (largemouth bass) is the source of this 1106-nucleotide messenger RNA. RefSeq names its product prohibitin-2-like. Gene Ontology annotation, biological process: mitochondrion organization. NCBI's taxonomy places the organism in Eukaryota, Metazoa, Chordata, Actinopteri, Centrarchiformes, Centrarchidae. Gene Ontology annotation, cellular component: membrane; mitochondrion. The record is from RefSeq and is a predicted model, not a curated record.
AUCUGCAGAUGGUGAACAUAGCAGUGCGGGUGUUGUCCAGGCCCCUAGCUUCAAACCUGCCGGUCAUGUACCAACACUUGGGGAAGGACUACGAUGAGAGAGUCCUGCCCUCCAUCGUCAACGAGGUCCUCAAGUCUGUGGUGGCAAAGUUUAACGCCUCGCAGCUCAUCACACAGAGAGCACAGGUGUCAUUGCUGGUGCGCAGGGAGCUGUUUGAGAGAGCAAAAGACUUCAACAUUAUUCUUGAUGAUGUGUCCAUCACUGAGCUGAGCUUCAGCAGCCAGUACACUGCUGCUGUGGAGGCCAAGCAAGUUGCCCAGCAAGAGGCACAGAGAGCCCAGUUCUAUGUGGAAAAAGCCAAACAGGAUCAGAGACAUAAGAUCAUCCAGGCUGAGGGAGAGGCUGAAGCUGCCAAAAUGCUGGGCCUAGCAGUUACUAAGAACCCAGGUUACCUGAAGCUGAGGCGAAUCAGAGCAGCACAGAACAUUGCAAAGACGGUGGCAUCAUCUCAGAACAAGGUGUACCUCAAUGCUGACAGUUUGGUCCUGAACCUGCAAGACCAGGCUUUUUUUAGCAUGUCACUGGGUCAAAAGAAGUGAUGAAGAGGACAUGAAGGGAGGCAGUAAGACUGUCCCUGUCAUCAACUCUAUCUGAACAGUCUUGGCUUGUGACAUAGGGAAUCAACAUACAUGACAAGUGUGAAUGUGGACAACAAGCCCUUUUAUUUUAUAAAACUUCUCUUCCAGGGUGGGGUGGAGGAUAAAAUCAACAAACCAUAAGGAUUGCUUUUCAGUAGAAUUUACAAUCUUUUGUGAUUUAAUAUAACAGUAAUUCACAAUAAUUAAUAUCAGUGUCUUCUGUCAGGAGGACCUGACAGGUUUUAUGUCCCACCAGUGUUGGCAGUCAGUUAAUAAUUAAGUCCACUUUCUCAUGUUAUUACUAUAUUUGGCAGUGUGACUGUAUUGAAUUGAACUUAAAACAGCCAAAUUAUUACAUUAACUAAAAUAUAUUUGGAAUUACAAAAAUAGUUCACUUUCAGCUAAUUUUCUAGAAUUUCCAUAUAUGAUAAUAAAGUCUGAUAAUAAAGUCUAUAAAGUGAUAAUAAA